Messenger RNA from Cricetulus griseus (Chinese hamster), 6129 nucleotides. NCBI's taxonomy places the organism in Eukaryota, Metazoa, Chordata, Mammalia, Rodentia, Cricetidae. The record is from RefSeq and is a predicted model, not a curated record.
AUGGGCAACGAGAACAGCACCUUGGACCACCAGAGGACUUCAUCAGUUCAGAAUACAAGAUCAUUGCAACCACCUGGGGAUAGUCACUCUCUACAGAAGAAGCAAGGAGACUCGGUUGGAACUGGCCCUGGCAGCACUGGCCUAGGAGGCUCCUGCUCUGCUUCUGAGAGUACUGCCAGUCUGGAUCCAUGUACUGUGUCCCCAGAGGUGACUGAGCCAGGGAAGCACCCUCAGGGAUCCAGGGUGCCAGAAGGUUCUCCACUGCCCAGCUCAUCACUGCCCUGGGAACAGGCGUGCUCCUCAGCCUCCAUGCCCUUCACUGAGUGUCCCCCAGAAGGCUGCUUGGCAAGCUCAGAAGCAACACCUGAAGAUGGUACCCUUACUCAUCACCCUAGAAGGGAAGCCUCCCCCAGUAUCCAAGGGGAUGCCUUAGCAACAUCUACUCUUGAAGGGGAUGGCUUCACAAAGCACACAAUGGUUGCCACAGCCCCUAGUGGUGAAGAAAAUGAAGAACUGAAGAAAGAAGGACAGAACUCAUCUUCCAGUUGCACUGGCCAAUUGCCAGAAAUUUCCCUAGUGCCUCCCCGGGAGUCAAGGACAGAGCAGCUAUGUGGUGAAGGUGACUGGCCUGGUGGUUUUGAGUCCCAAAAGAAAGAGGAUGUAAAUGACUACUUGCCCCCAGAGUCUGCCACUAAGGCCCCUGCUGCCACCCAACUGGCAAUGGAAAGCUCAGAUGUCCUAGAAGAGUCGCCCCCAAAACUUGAGGCCAUGGUCCCACAAGAUCCAGGCCUAAAAUCAUCUGACAAAGAAGGAAGUAGAGUGGAGGUGCUACCUACAUAUUCAGCCAAGAACCUGGAAUUUCUUGGAGGUGGCCAUCCUUCUAAAAGCAACUCGGGGACUAAGCCUGGAGCUGGGACAAACACUGGCUCCCAGGAACACUGCCAGCAGAAAGUAGAAAUGCAUCUGCCACAGGCAGAACUGCCCUUAGCCCCACUAGGUUUUGUCACAGCACCAGGAGACAGUGAUUCCUGGAAGGAGACUCAACAAGACACCAGCAAUUUUCAGAGUCAACCACAGACAGGGCCAUCAGGAACUGAGCCCCAGCAAGUUGUCUGUGUGGCAUCAGGCAGCCAACCAGACAGGAGCUUGCUUGGGAGCGCUGAGGCCCCUCCAUUCGCUAGAACAAAGGAAACACAUACAGCUUCGAGUCCCACUGUACACCCGGCGGCUUGGAAUUCUGUCACCUCAGAAGAAGCCAGCUUGGCCAACGAGUCAGGUUGUGAGGCUAAGAUGCCAGUUUCUGCAGAUCUGGCCACAGGACAGGUAGAUAUGGGGGUGGUGGGGCUGAAGCCUGCAUCAGAUCUGGGAAGAACACAACAACAACCAGAAGGUAGUCUCCAAGGGGUCCCUGCCCCUUUCUUGCAGGGGCAAAAUGAUACAGUCCUAGAAGGGCUGUUGCCGCCAACUUUGUCUCAUGGGGUUUCAAAUGAAAGUUCUAGACAGUCAGUAGGACCAACUGAUGGUCGUAAGGCCCCCAAGAAUACUGAAAAUAGAGUUGUGGUUGUCAAGAAAAGCAGAUCACCUGGAAACAACCCUCAGAGGCAGCAAGAAGCCACCAGAGCCCUUGAUGAUACCCGGUCUGUGAACGGUGAGGAAGAGAGGUCCCAGGCCUUUCACAGCAAGUUCCAUCUGGAGUCUGACAAAGAUGACUCAAAGCCACAUAGUGGCUCUCCCAAAUCAGACUCAGCACAGCCACCUAGACAGGCAGUUGCUGACCACGAGGAUGGGCUCCACACUGGGUCAGCAGAGGCUGUGGGGCGGGUGGUUGCUGAAUCCCACAUAUCUGACGCAUGCACCUCACUGCACAAACUCUCUGAGGAGGGCCCCAUCCUGUCCUCAGUAUCAGACGGAACCGGUGAGCACUUUCCUCUCCAAGAAGCCAUCUGGGAAAGUUCAGAAUCUCAGACCAAAAGCCCCAGCAUGCUUCAGGACAGGGGAGAAUUGGGAACAACAGAGUCACUUCCUGCUUUAGACUCUGAGAAAUCAGAUUUCCUGUCUGCUCCAGCAGUGGAGGAGGUGUCCAGAGCUGGGGAGGUGGAGAAUAUAUUGGAAAUAAAGAAGAGCCACUCGCCCUUGCAGAGGCCCUACAGCUGUGAUGGGGAAGGCUUGCUGGUGUGCCCAGGCCAACCUUGUGGGCUGGAGAAGGUUGAACCUGGACAAGAAGUCCAUACUGAUGUGUUACCUUUCAGCAGUGGGAGGAGCUCAACAAUGGGCCACGGCCUUGCGAUGCUCAGUCUAGAACAAGAUUGUCAGGAAAAGCUGUCCUGCCCAGAGAACAGCCUCUCACCACCUUCUGAGAACCCGCUCCAGCCAUCCCAACUGGACCCGGGAGCAUCCACCUUUGCUAUUCUCCAUGAGAAGGCCCAAUCAUCUACAAAUGGGCAAGGGCCUUGUCCAAGUGGCCCAGGUCUGAAGAAGCAGGGUGCAAAUCCUUCCCCAAUUCUAGUGCCCAUGGAAGGGGAGCCUUGGGUAGGUGUGAGCUUGCCCACUCCUAGAGGAAAGGAACAGGCUUCAGAACUUCCACCCCAAGGCAGCCCGUGCAGUACUCCAAAUUCAUCACCCAGGGAUACAGAUCUCGGAAAGGCACCAUCAGAGGAGUCAGACCCAUCAACCUCACUGGGACAGACGUUGCCUGCACUAGGGGUAAAUGAACAAGAAGGCACAGGCGGUGGCAGUCAGCCAUCAGAGAUCCUGCAUCCUGCAGAAAACACCUCUCUUACAGGAAACUUGGAUGGAAAGGACAGUUGCUGCAUCCGGCAGGGGCUGAGCAAGUCCCAACAGGAACUGGCUGAUGCUUUGAAAGCAGGCAGCCAGCGUGAAGAAGCAUGUUGUGGGGACUCAGGCGUUUCUGAAGCAGGUGAUAUACCGCCCCUGCCUCAAGGCUUGGGUAAGACAGAGGGGGCAAGUAGAGACAUAGUGGAGGCUCCGCCUUGUCCACCUGACUCAGUAGCUCUCCUGGAUACAGCACACUGUUCUCCAGCCCCAGUGCCUACCAGCCCCAGAGUCACACCCACCCGGGGUGCACUAGAGAGUGAGGCCUGUGAUGAAAGCCAGGAAGAGUCGUGCCCACAGCUGGAAAUGGAGCAGCCGGCCACCUUAGGUGCAGAAGCACAGGGACCUCUUGGAAGUUUUCCGAGUGCAGAGGAGCAAGAUGGUGGAUCUGCGGAGGUGAAUGUUGACACCAGCCAAGGAGACCCUGGGAUGCAGCAGGCUUCAGAGGGACCACAAGCUGCUCUACAUGGUGGCUUCUUUCAGGCGGAGCAGUGCCUCAUGUCUGGGAAAGAAGCUUACACCUCCACCCUGACUGAGCUGUGCCAGCUUGAACAGCUUGAGCCCAGCUGCCGGGAUGCCUUGCUGCCAGCUGGAGAAUCAGAUAGGAUUCCUGGAAGUACAAAGGACAUUCUGGCACCCGGCACUGUUUCAGACCCACCGAGGCUGCUGCCGGCUGGACCACCUAAAGAGACUCUGCCUGAUGCCCCUUACCUACAUAUCAACAGCACUGCCAGGGAGGUCGCAGGAGAUGGUAGCAUGAGCACCGUUUCCUCUGAGGGCCCCAGAGCACCUCAUGAAAGUCCCUGCCCCAUAAAGGAGCUCCCACCUGUUUUGGAAAAUGACACUCCUGGAAAGGUAUCAGAUGUCUCCUUCACCACACUCUUGCAACCGGGAACUUCAGGUGGGAAAAUCUCUGCAGCCGGGGCUGGUAGUGGUAGACCUCAAGCUGGAACCACUGAGGGACCUGUGAAUCUCAUGCCCUACCUGGACAGGAUGACUUACCUGGACAAAAAUGAGCAGAUGACAAGAGAGAUGCAUGGGGCUGCAGCUCCAGAAACAAAUGCCAGGCCCUCUGAGGUUGCAGCAUCCCCUGUCAGUGGGGAUGCAGCAGGAGAGACAGGGGGCAGCAGGAAGAGGACAGUAGAACUCACCCCAGAUCUGAAGGCUGGUGUGUCAGGUAGUGAGGGUGCAAGUUCCAAGCAGACCAGCAUAAUUACGGGGCUUCCUGACUUCAGAGAGCACAUCACCAAGAUCUUUGAGCAGUCUGUGCUUGGAGCCCUGGUUGCCAAUCGGCCCCAGAGUAUAUCUGGUGAAAAGGCAGGAGCUUCAAGGAAUUUUCUGGUUGAGGGCCCAGGGAUAUCACUAAACCCAGAGAAGCUUCUAGAUGGGGCUCAAGGAGUGGCUGCUGCCUAUCUCCCUGUACUUCCUGCUGGACUCCAGGUAGAGAAGAAGCAAGAGUUGAUUGUUGAGGCUGAGAUUUCUCAUCUGGUUCCCCAGGAUCCAGCACCAGAGAAGCUGGUGGGUCUGGCCAAGACAGCCUUGGAGGAGAACCUUCCAGGUGCCAGUAUUGUGGCUGAGGGGACUGGGGAGCCUGACCAGGGAGCUCAGGCUCAUUCACAGCAGGGAAAAAGCAGGCAGGAAUCAGCAUUGGGUCUUCCCUCCUCUCUAGCUGUUGAGAUGGUACCAGCAGAAAGAGCUCCCAGGUUUCCUGUGGUUCCCCACAGCCACACAGAAGAACCUUCUAGAAAAGAGCACCUAGAAACACUGGCCAGCAACAGUCAACACAGAGGAGAUGGUACCUGGGACCUCGCUCACACCAAGGGCUCAAGUAAUCUACCAGGACCCACCUGUGCCCCGGAGGGCUCUUCUCACGAAAGUCUUUUGACUGUGCCUGAAUCUAACAGUGAUCCACAGAUCUCUGCCACACUUGGCGGUGGAAGAAGGCCGGAAGUUGCUGUCAGUCCUGCAGAAAUGCAAAAUGUGCUGGGCUACCAGGAUACCCCCGAACCGCUGGCUGGAGAAGUGUUGGCUACUCCUCUGGGGCCCAGCAAAAUGGUGAGAGCUACUGAGGCAGCAGCAGGUGACAUCACACCAAGCACAGCUGAGAUGUGUGCAUGUGUGUCUGGUGACCUCCUUGAAACAGGUACUACAAGGAUGUUUCCUGCUGUGGCAGGUGACUCAGCACUGCCUGGGAGCUAUCAGGACCCAGGAUGCUCUAACAGGGCUGAGACAAUGGAAGACACAGCCACCCUUCAAGGGGACAGCCAGGCCGGAUACCAUCAGGCCAAGGAACAGUUGGGGCCUCAGCUCCCUGCUCCAGCAGGGUGUGGGAAGACGAGUGUCUCUUCAGCUCCAGAGCCUGAUGGAAGCAAAGUCAUGAAGCUGCACCUCUUGGCUCCAGAAGAACUCCACACUGACAGCGCCCCCAGAACUGAUGAUGUCAUCCAGCUGGCUGCUCCUGCAGACCUGGGACACCCACCCUUAGCUGAUUCUUCCGGUCAUGGUGACAAUGCCAGCUCAGACUCUACACAUCUGACAGUCCAGAGGUACAGUAGAAACAUGGCUGGGGCUGCCUGAGCCCAGGCCCCAUGGGUUCUCCUUCCUUCUCUUCCCUUGUCCCCUGCAUACUCCUCUCACAGUGUCUGUAUACCUGUCCUAAACACAGUUGGCGUGUGUCAGGGCUUAGCUUCAUGUAGCUUUAAUUGUACUCUGAAAGAACACUGGAAGCCCUCCAGAGUGUAUGUGCUGUUUCAGGAUGUGGUUUAGGGAACUGGCUACCUGCUGGCUGCCUGGGACACCAGCUAGGCCGGCUGCUUGUUUUCUUCUGUCUUUGGUAAGGAUCAGAGAACAGAGGAGUCAGCAGAGCAUGGGAGGAGGAACCAGGCUCACAGCUCGAGUGGCAUGGAAGGCACAGUGCAGGACCAUACAGCAGCUGGUUACUUAGUGCCCAUGGUCAGGAAGCAGAGAGAGGUGAGCUCCAGUGCUCUACCACUGCCUCUAAUGGCAUAGGACCAACCAUAGUUAGGGUAGCCUUCCCUCUUCAGUUAACCCAUCAAGAAAGUCCCUCCCAGUCCUGCCCAGAGACUUGUGUCCUCGGUGGUUCUAGAUCCUGUCCAAGUUGACAAUGUUAACUGACAAAGUCUCUGACUGUACACAUCUUAACUUAUAUUCAUAGUCUCCAUCUGUACACAUUCUAAUGUAUACUUAUGUCUAUAAAGCCACUGCGUUUUACCAGAUCCUCUAUAGCAUUGGGGAAACCUAGGUGAGCAGGACAGAGAAGGGACUUUGCAUCCUGGA